AAGACAAAAAAUGGAGGUGUGGCUGAAGACUUUUACACAAUAGUGCUUUUAGUAGCUUUUCACUGGAGUUCAGAUCAACUUUGCGGUACAGUGCCAUUUGUGAGACACCAGACAGACUAAUGAGGCUGGAAAACUGAGAAAAACUGUUGGGACAGAUGAAACCAAGGUUAACUUUGCCCAGAAUGAUAUGAAGAGAAGUCGUGCUGCUCUCAGUUCGUAGACCACACAACCUGCCUUUUGUUUUACUGGAAAACACUGAAGCUACAGCCUGUGUGCAAACCUGAAAUACUGUUUUCAUCAGCUAACAUGUAGGUUUUUCUGUGUGCAGAAAGUGGGCUUCUUUAACCAGCAGUAUGCAGAUCAGCUUAACAUGGAGGAAACAGCCACUGAGUACUUGAUGAGGAACUUCAAUCUUCCCUACCAGGAUGGCAGGAAGUGCCUGGGACGUUUUGGCCUCGAGAGCCACGCCCACACCAUUCAGAUCUCCAAACUCUCUGGUGGUCAGAAAGCCAGAGUCGUGUUUGCUGAGCUGGCCUGUCGUCAGCCUGACGUGCUGAUCUUGGACGAACCUACCAACAACUUGGACAUUGAGUCAAUCGAUGCUUUAUCAGAGGCCAUCAAUGAAUACAAAGGAGGUGAGACUGGCUGCUGAUCAGUUCAGUAGGGACGACUAUUCUUACUGCUUCAGUGCUCACAUAAUUCACACAUCUA
Molecule: messenger RNA, 711 nt
Organism: Neolamprologus brichardi
Lineage: Eukaryota; Metazoa; Chordata; Actinopteri; Cichliformes; Cichlidae
Source: RefSeq, a predicted model, not a curated record